CUAUUUUAGGGCUCUUGCGAUGAGAGUGGUGGGAUUGACUGGCGGGAUCGCGUCAGGGAAGAGCACCGUCUCGAAGGAGCUGCGAGAUGGCAGCGGCUUGCCUGUCGUCGACGCUGACAAGAUCGCACGCGCCGCCUUGCGCAAGAACACGCCCGGUUACAAAAGGGUUUUGAAGAUUUUCGGCAAGGGCAUCCUCCUCCCCGACGGCAAUGUCGAUCGCGAGAAGCUCGGCAACAUCGUGUUCGCGGAUCCCGCCCAGCGCAAGCUCCUCGACAGAGCCUUGGGUCCGGUUAUUGCUCGAACUAUGCUCUGGGAUGUCCUCAAGCAUUGGAUCGCUGGGACACCCGUGCUGGUAUUGGACGUCCCUUUGCUCUUCGAGACCGGCAUGGAUCGCUACACGAGCCCCGUGGUGGUAGUGUGGGUGGACGCCGACACGGAAGAGGAGAGAUUGAUCGCCCGCGACGGCCUCUCCCAAGAACAGGCGCGCAACCGGAUCAACUCCCAGAGAUCUCUCGACUGGAAGCGCGAGAAGGCCGACAUUGUGAUCGACAACUCGGGAUCUUUGGAGCUCACCCAGCAGCAGAUCCAGGAGUUCGUGGAGAAGAUCACGACCGCGCCUCUCAGCUGGAAAGAGAUGCUGUGCUCCAGGAACUUCGUGGGCAGUGUCGUGGCCGUGGCCAUCGCCUCGAGCCUUUGCUGGAGGCUGUGUUCAAAACGUGACGCAUGAUAUAAAGUGUUAUAUUCGAAAGGAAUAUUCACUUUUAAAAA
Messenger RNA from Selaginella moellendorffii, 768 nucleotides. Its product is annotated as dephospho-CoA kinase. The transcript is spliced from 3 exons. The record is from RefSeq and is a predicted model, not a curated record. Gene Ontology annotation, molecular function: ATP binding; dephospho-CoA kinase activity. The coding region runs from base 20 to 727 and encodes 235 amino acids. Gene Ontology annotation, biological process: coenzyme A biosynthetic process. NCBI's taxonomy places the organism in Eukaryota, Viridiplantae, Streptophyta, Lycopodiopsida, Selaginellales, Selaginellaceae.